Molecule: messenger RNA, 935 nt
Organism: Phalaenopsis equestris
Lineage: Eukaryota; Viridiplantae; Streptophyta; Magnoliopsida; Asparagales; Orchidaceae
Product: late embryogenesis abundant protein D-29-like
Exons: 2
Coding region: 70-702 (210 amino acids)
Source: RefSeq, a predicted model, not a curated record
CUCUCUCUCUCUCUCUCUCUCUCUCUCUCUGAAUCUUACCAUCCAGUUCGCAACCCCAUCCAAAUUUCCAUGGCAAACAAAAACCUUCUUCUCUUUCUCACAACCAUACUUCUUUUCUCACUGCCUUUGGCGAUAACAACAGCAGCGUCAACGGCGAAGACCGGCACAGAUGAGGCCUUAAUUACAGGCGACGACGAUAAGCAGCAGGAAGGCUCGGAGUCAUGGACUUCGUGGGCCAAAGACAAGAUAUCCGGUGGCCUUGGCAUCAAGCAUCAACCCACUGAAGACAAGGAGGAGAAGGCAGAGGAAGCAGCCAGCAAGGCGAAGAAAGCAGGGCAUGCUGCCAAGGACAGCGCUGGCGGCAUCGCUUCUGAUGUGGGAGCAUACACCAAGGAGAAGGCUAGAAUUGCUAAAGACUCCCUAAAGGGUGCUAAGGAUUCUGUCUCAGGAAAGGUGAAAGAUACAGCAUCGGAAACAGCAACCCAAACCAAAAAUAAGACAAACGAGACUACAGAGUCUACAAAGAAAACUACUAUCGAGGCUGCAGGGAAAGCAGCAGAGAAGACAUCGUGUUUCGAGAAGGCAAAAGAAACUGUGGAGGCAGGGGAAGCGCAGGAGGCGACUUAUGAGACGGCCGGGAAUGCGGCGAGCAAGGUGAAGGAAGGAUAUGAAGCUGCAAAGGAGAGGGUUGGAUGCGGCUAAGGAUACACUGUCGUCCAAUUAUGAGGCUGCGAAGUAGAAAAGGUUAUAGGAGGGUCUUAGAGACACGAGGAGGAGCUGUGAUUUCUCUGAGUGGUUGGUGGUUUUGGUUAGGUUUGUUUAGCUGUUUUUUGUGGUUUGAUUUGGCUUGUUUUAGAGUUUUGCUUAUAAAUGAAGAAGAGAUAGAUGUAAUUUAUGCAUUUUUGGUCGAAUAUAGAGAAACUAUUAGUUCUGAA